AUGACAGAAAUUGACUCUCAUAAUCCAAAAACAAAAAAAAAACAUGGUAGAUUUUUUCAAAAAGUUUUAGAUAAAACUAGACAUAGAAAUGAAGAAAAAGGUAUGGAGAUAUCAGGUCCAACUGAUUUUAAACAUGAAUCUCAUAUAGGUUGGGAUAAAGAAAAUGGUUUUGAAAUUAAAAAUAUUCCACCAGAGUGGAGACAAUUAUUUCAAGCAGCAGGUAUAAAGAAAAAAGAUUUAAAGAAUCCAGAAACUGUUCAAUUCAUUUAUAGUAUAAUAGGUGAGAAUAUUAAUAAUCAAAAAGCAGGUAUGGCAGGUGGUACAACUACAGCACCAUAUCAGCAAACCAAUAUUCCUCAGCAACAACAACAACAGCAACAACAACAACCAAUUAGAUCCAGAGCACCACCUCCACCCCCACCCACAUCAACUACUCAAAAAAUGGGUGCUCAAAGAGUACCUCCACCAAAACCUGGUUCUGAAAUUAGACCUUUACCAAAACACCAACAAAUUAAUAAACCAUUACCACAACAACCAUAUAAACAAAUGGCUCAACAACAACCACCACAACAACAACAACAACAACAAGCAUAUACUACUAGAGGUAAAUUACCAACUACAAUCGGUGGUAAACCAAUUCCAAUUCAUCAAAAUUUCAUGAAACCAGAUGAUGAGCCACUACAGCCAACACAACCACAACAACCACAACAGCAACAAAUAUAUAAUAGUAACGAACCAUUGAUCCAACAAGAAUUUAAAUCACAAUAUAAAUUGGAUGAACCAUUACAACCAACACAAAAACGUCCAUCACCACAACAAAUGGAGCAAGUAAUGCAAUCAACUUCGAAUGGUGUACAACAAUACGUUUACCAACAACAAAAUCAAAAACCUCAAGAAUACACUUUCCAAGGUGAAACACCACAGCAAUAUGUAUAUCAAUCAUCUCAACAGCCACAAAAUUUAGAAGGUUAUAAUCAAUUUUAUCAACAAAAACCACUACAACCACAACAACCACAACAAGUAACUCCACAAAGAAAACAACCAACCCCUCCACCAAGACAAAGAAGAGAUUUAUCACAACAACCUUCACAAACAAAAUUACAAUCUCCACCACCACCGUUACCAACUUCCAAAAGACCAGGAUUACCACCAACACCACCAACUCAACAAAGAAUACCAGUCGUUCAACCACCAAUUAUUCAAAGAACUACUCAACAACCACAAGUUAUUAUUGAUAAAGUUGGGGGUGAUGUAAUGCCUCCACCACCACCACCAAUGCCUGAUCAAUUAGCUCAUAUUCCAGUUGCCCCAGUUGAUCCAAAAUCACCAUUACCACCAGCACCAUCAAUUCAAUCACCAAUUGAAAAACCAACACCAAUUUCAUUAAAUAAUUCAUCGAUGGUACCACCUCCACCACCACCACCAAGUGCACCAAUUUCAUUAAAUAAUUCAUCGAUGGUACCACCUCCACCACCAGCAAUAUCAAAACCAACCUCUGCACCACCCACAUCAAUGCCACCAUUGGAUAGUGGUCGUUCAAAUCUCAUGGAUAGUAUUAGAGGAUUUGGAGGUGCAAGUCAUUUAAAAAAAGUAGAUCCAAGUGAACCAUUACCAGAUUUAAAAGAAUUACAAUUAGGUGAGUCUGGUAAUCGUUCAUUAGUAGAUACAUUAGCAGCAGCAAUGGCUAAACGAAGAGGAAAUUUAGGUGAAAAUGAAGAAGAUGAUGAAGACGAUAGUGAUUGGGAAAAUUAA
This is a messenger RNA of Dictyostelium discoideum AX4, 1752 nucleotides long. RefSeq names its product WASP-related protein. The transcript is spliced from 2 exons. Gene Ontology annotation, cellular component: cytoskeleton. The record is from RefSeq and is a predicted model, not a curated record. Bases 1 to 1752 code for a protein of 583 amino acids. Gene Ontology annotation, biological process: actin filament organization. Gene Ontology annotation, molecular function: actin binding. Lineage: Eukaryota; Evosea; Eumycetozoa; Dictyosteliales; Dictyosteliaceae.